GCGUUGUAGAGAAAGUGUGAGCUUCGGAUAAAAUUUCGCGAUAUCGUAUGUAAUAUUCGCGAUGGACGGUCAUUUCAGUCCGGCGGAUUUACAGGCUCUCCAAAAUUUAAUUUGUCCAUCGAAAGACGACUCCGACAGCGAGGACGAUCUACCGCAGGCGGGUGCGAGGAAAUUCGGACCUGGUGACAUUGGCGCGCCGAGUGACCUUUCCCAGGACUCUUCCCAGAAUCGUUCGGGACCUCAUGCACCCCUACAAAGCAAGGGUGACGAUAUUUGGCAUCCCUCAGAGGCGGUCGACACUCAGAACUUGCAGGAUUACGACCCUAGAAAGCCGCCCGAAUACGAGAUGAAGUUUAAACAGGCAGUAACAGCUGAAGAUGUUUAUUUAGGAAUGGGCUUUAAAACGCCGAGCACGGCGUCCUGUGAGUGGCUGUCGGUGCUAGUGAAAUUGCCCCAGGAAACGCGGGAAAAAGUGGAGCUGUCCGUGGAAUCCGAGGCGAUCGACGUGCGCAGUCCAAGAUAUCGGCUGCACCUACCGACACCACAUUCGGUGGAUCCCAACGCGUCCUUCGCCAAGUGGCACAGUGACACCUCCACCCUGGAGGUCACUCUGAAACUCACACGUGAGCUGGAUAACAUAAACUUUUGAUUUCGGAUCGAUGCGUCGUCACUCUGGAUCGCCUACCGAAGCAACUCGUGUUUCACAAUAGGCGUGCAACUAUCAGGGCGGGAUAGACCGGCACGAUCGUGCUGUGAGACAAUCGUUCGGACGAUCGUACUUGACGAGAACUUCUUGGAUUUUGAUAGCAGGCACUCCAGGAUGUCGUGCGGAGGAUGCUAGGGAAUGCACUUGCAUCCUCGUUGAAGAGAACAGAAGUUGGAUUACGAGUUGACCUUUCAUUUCCACUUGAUCCUGAACUACUUUAUAAAUAAAAAAAGUUGUUCAAGUUAGCAUCAAGUGUGACACAGU
This is a messenger RNA of Trachymyrmex septentrionalis, 970 nucleotides long. RefSeq names its product protein PIH1D3 (gene Dnaaf6). The record is from RefSeq and is a predicted model, not a curated record. The transcript is spliced from 5 exons. Bases 62 to 649 code for a protein of 195 amino acids. NCBI's taxonomy places the organism in Eukaryota, Metazoa, Arthropoda, Insecta, Hymenoptera, Formicidae. Gene Ontology annotation, molecular function: protein-folding chaperone binding; dynein intermediate chain binding. Gene Ontology annotation, biological process: axonemal dynein complex assembly. Gene Ontology annotation, cellular component: cytoplasm.